AUGGGGUAUGAGGAGGCAAAGAGGGUUGUGGAGGAAAAGGGGGAAAUCACGGACCAGUGGGAAGAGGAAUCGAUGACGGACGGUGAAGAGUGUCUGGUGGAGGAAGGGGAGCUGACAUAUGAGGGGAAGGGGCACCGGAUUAGUCCAGACUACCUGUUCGAGCUAUUCAACUUCCCGGCAGCUGAACGGUGGCAAUACAUAGCUGCUGCAAAGGGGGAUAGAGGCCGGAUAGUUCCCGGUAGUUAUUACAGCCUUAAAAAGGAAGCCCCUAAAGUUGCCUGCCCUGCCUUCGAAGACUUGCCAGUGUCACUCAACCACGAACUAGGGACGGACCAGGAGACAGACCUAAGGAAACUGCUGGUGGACUACCGGGAGGUCUUUGCUACGGAAGCAGAACCGCUAGGGACCCACCCCACUGUCCUCCAUCAUAUUGCCACCGGGUCGGCCAAACCCAUCUCCCACAAACCAUACCGUGUGUCCCCCUCAGAACGAGCUCGGAUAGAAGAGGAGAUAGCGGCCCUCUUAGAGCAAGGAGUGAUUCGACCCUCCAACAGCCCCUGGGCCUCCCACUGCAUUGUCAUCCCGAACAGGGACUUCGGGGAUCGAGUGGUGAUCGAUUACCGGCCCCUCAAUGCAGUGACGGAAUCAGCGGACCAGUUUCCCAUGCCGAGGAUCGAUGACAUCCUCGACCGGAUGACGGGGCCCCUGUACUUCCCCGUCCUCGACGUCAAAUCGGCUUACCAUACCAACCAGGUGGCCGAGGAGGACAUCCCUAAGACCGCAUUCGUGACCUCCUCGGGCCAGUAUGAGUAUGUGCGGAUGCCUUUCGGUUUGAAAAAUGCACCUGCCACGUUCCAACGCCUCAUGACCACCAUUUUCCGCACCCAUCUUAACGCCAUCCCCUAUCUCGAUGAUAUCAUAGUAUUUUCCAACAGUUGGGAGGAGCAUUUGGAGCACCUACGGGAUGUCUUCGAACGGGUGAAGGCCAACCACCUGCUCCUCAAGCCCAACAAAUGCGAGCUGAGGUUCUACUCCACGAUCUACUCGGGGCACAUCGUGACACGGGAUGGGGUGAAGCCGGAUGCUGGAAAGGUGGAAGCGAUCAGUGCGCCGGUGGAUGUGAGAGGGGUCCGGGAGUUCCUGGGGUGCACCAGUUACUACCGGCAGUUCAUCAAAGGGUAUGCGAAGGUGGCGCAUUCCCUCACGCAACUGCUGCACAAGGACCACCCGUUUGAGUGGACAGAUGAAUCUAGGGAAGGAAGCAGCAACUCGGUUGAUGGGGAAGAAGGGGAUAGUGGUGAGGAGGAAGAUGAAGACGAGGAGUUCGGGGAUGGAGAGGGUGAUGAGGAAUCGGGGGAAGAGGGCGAUGAAGCAAAUGGAUCCGGGGAUGAAGAUGGCGAGGACGAAGGAGAGGAUAAGGAGGAGGAGGAGGAGACGGACAAGGAAGAUGAGGAGAUGGUGGCCCCAGGAGUAGGAGGGCAAGAGAAUGACCCUAAAGGGUCCGAGGAGAGGAAGCCGUCACUGCCAAUGACGCAGCCUCUCAAAAAGGUCAGACGGGAUUAG
Molecule: messenger RNA, 1563 nt
Organism: Closterium sp. NIES-65
Lineage: Eukaryota; Viridiplantae; Streptophyta; Zygnematophyceae; Desmidiales; Closteriaceae
Source: the annotation of a GenBank genome assembly